Messenger RNA from Pseudocercospora fijiensis CIRAD86, 1179 nucleotides. Its product is annotated as polysaccharide lyase family 1 protein. Gene Ontology annotation, molecular function: pectate lyase activity. NCBI's taxonomy places the organism in Eukaryota, Fungi, Ascomycota, Dothideomycetes, Mycosphaerellales, Mycosphaerellaceae. The transcript has a single exon. The coding region runs from base 1 to 1179 and encodes 392 amino acids. The record is from RefSeq and is a predicted model, not a curated record.
AUGUUUUCGUCUUCACUCAUCGCACUAGCGCUGGCCGCCGUGCCUGCUCUUUCUCAAUCCGUUUCCGGAUCUCCUGAAGGCUUUGCCUCGGGCACAACUGGAGGCGCUGCCGGCGAGACAGUAACUCCAACCUCGAUCGACGAGCUUACCAAGUACCUGACCGCCGCUGAGCCUCUCACCAUCGUCCUCACCAAAACUUUCGAUUACACCGGCAGCGAAGGCACAACCACCGAAACCGGCUGCGCACCCUGGGGCACCGCUUCAGGCUGUCAACAAGCAAUCAACGCUAACGAUUGGUGUGCCUCCUACCAAUCCGACGCAGGCUCCAUCCAAGUAACCUACGACGUCGCCGGAACCUCCGGGAUCAAAGUCGCCAGCGACAAAACCCUCAUCGGCAGCGGCAGCAGCGGAAAAAUCAAAGGCAAAGGCCUCACCUUCCAAAACGGCGUCUCCAACAUCAUCCUCCAAAACAUAGAAAUCUCAGACCUCAACCCAAAAUACGUUUGGGGCGGCGACGCCAUCACUCUGAACGGCUGCAGGAACAUCUGGAUCGACCACGUAAAAAUCUCACUUGUAGGCCGGCAAAUGAUCGUAGCAGGCUACGAAACCAACACAGGCAUAACCAUCUCGAAUUCCGAAUUCGACGGACAAACUUCAUGGUCUGCAUCUUGCGAUGGGAAUCAUUACUGGAAUUUAUUUUUCGUCGGGGAGAAUGAUGAAAUCACGUUUCAAAAAAACUAUAUCCAUCAUACUUCGGGUCGGGCGCCGAAACUUGGUGGUGGGACGUUAUUCCACGCGGUGAAUAAUUUUUGGGCGGAGAAUUCGGGGCAUGCGUUUGAGGGGGAGGAUGCGUUUUUGUUGCUUGAGGGGUGUGGGUUUGAGAAUGUUGUGGCUCCACAGCAGGAUUGGAGUGGUGCGGCGUAUGUGCCGACUAGUGAGGAUUCGGGUUGUCAGAGUGGGUUGGGGAGGAGUUGUGCGGCGACGACGUUUGUGAGUUCUGGAGAGUUUGAGGGGAGUGAUGGUUCUGUUUUGAGUCGGUUUAAGGGGUUGGAGAUUGCGGAGGCGGAGGCGGAUGCUAGUGGUGUGCCGGCGAGUGCGGGCGUGGGAAAGUUGAGUGGGAGUAGGAUGAAUGGUACUACUUCUGGCAGGGUGAGGAGGGCGCAUUGGGUGACGGGGUAG